Molecule: messenger RNA, 2374 nt
Organism: Erpetoichthys calabaricus (reedfish)
Lineage: Eukaryota; Metazoa; Chordata; Cladistia; Polypteriformes; Polypteridae
Gene: cited2
Product: Cbp/p300-interacting transactivator, with Glu/Asp-rich carboxy-terminal domain, 2
Exons: 2
Coding region: 362-1084 (240 amino acids)
Biological process (GO): regulation of DNA-templated transcription
Cellular component (GO): nucleus
Source: RefSeq, a predicted model, not a curated record
UUUUUUUUAUUUGUUGGCCAGGAACGAGGUUGUAAGUGUUGCGGUUAAGAAGAAGAAGGCGACGAAGAAGGAGGAGAAGAAAAAGAAGAAGAAGAAGAGAGCGACGAAUCAUUCAACGAGGAGAAACCGAGAAGGAAAGGAGGGCGUCAGAGUGGAGUUUCUUUCUUUCUUUUUUUCCUGCAGCUGCUACUGCUGCUCCGGCUAUACAUUUUCCCCCCCUCGUUCUUCUUGCGAUCUGGAAUACAGUUUUCUUUUGUAUCAUCGGUGUCUGUCGACUUUUGGAUCGGUGCACUUUAACGCCUUCGUUGUGCUGACUGUAGUGAAGCCCUUAGGAGGUCAGAUAGGCAAGUAGGGGAGGGGGAUGGCAGACCGCAUGAUGGCAACGAACCACGGGCGCUUCCCCGAUUCGGUCAACGGGCUCCAGCACCACCACCCAGCCCACAGGAUGGCGAUGGGGCAGUUCACGAAUCCUCACCUUUCGCAGCAGCAGCAACAACAACAGCAGCAGCAGCAGCACGCCUACAACGGGUUAAUGGGAGAGCAUUUACACUACGGAGGGGCCAAUAUGAACUCGAACGGCGGCAUUCGGCACGGACUGGGACCCGGCGGGGUGAAUAUGAACGGGGGUCACCCCGGCAACGUGCCCCCCAACGCAAGGUACAGUUCGCAGUACGUGGGGCCCGCCGUUAACAGUCAGGGCCAGCUGGCGGCCAGCAUGCAGCUGCAGAAGCUCAACACCCAGUACUACACCCACAUGCAGCACCCCGCGCACCAUCACUACAUGCCGGAUUUGCACCCCGCGAGCCAUCAGAUGAACGGGACGCCGCAAGCUUACAGAGACUGCAACCCAAAGCACAGCGGCGCCUCCAGCCUGCCUUCCCCGGCGCACCAUGUGCCUGCAGCAAUGCUGCCCCCCAACGUCAUAGACACGGAUUUUAUAGAUGAAGAAGUCUUGAUGUCGUUGGUGAUCGAGAUGGGACUGGACCGGAUUAAGGAGCUCCCCGAACUGUGGCUCGGACAGAACGAGUUUGAUUUCAUGACAGACUUCGUUUGCAAACAGCAGCCCAGCAGAGUGAGCUGUUAAUCAGCCGAGAAUGGACUCCGUGGUGUGUUCUUUUAUACGAGAGGCUCCUGACAACAAAAGAGACGCACAUUCCUUUACAGUUUCAGUAUCUCCUUUCACAACAUGAAAUCCUGUGUAUCAAAUGACACCGACUUGGAUUUAAAAAAGAGAAAAAAGAAAUAACAACAAAAAGAGAAAGAAACAAAAGUCUUCUGAUUCCUCUUAUUUAUUCAGCACACCUCUAAAAUUUAGAGGUUAGGAUUAUACCCGUUCUUCUUCUAUACUUCUUCUUCUUUUCUGUAAUGAAGAUGUGUUUAACCCGUGACUCAUCAGUCAAUUACUGCCAGGGAUGCCAGCUUCCUGCAUGCAUCAUGUGUGCAACUGACAAAUUAAGACAAAAAAAAGAGGGGGGGGGGGGGUUCGACAGGAGACGGCCACUGGUACAUCGUUUUGCCUUUCAACGUAAUAAAUAUACUGUUUUAAUGAGACAUUGCAAUGUUUGAGUCAGAUGAAUCUAUAUUUUUUAUUUUCAGAGUGGAUGCAUUUGUAAUAAAGGUGUUAAUAAUAAGAUACAACAAAAAAAAAAAAAAAAUGACGCGGGUGGCCAGAUGAUGAUGAUGAUGCUUUUUAGGGAAAUAACUCUUGUAAUUGUUUAGCCAGUCACUUCUUGUAAAUGAUAUCCAGUAGCUAUCGGAGAUUUGUGCUGUUAAAUUGUCUGUCUAAUGGCCAAGUGAGAUAGCCACCAGGUACAGUGAGACGCAUUUCCCUGAUUUCUCACCUCUUGUUUUAUUCCAGGUGCCAUCUUCUUUCUCUUUUUUUUAUUUAAUUCCCUAUCAAGUUUAGGAACCAGCAGUGAAAGCCAUACCCCAAGGGUAGCCAUCUCCUUGUAUGCAUAUAUCAAUAUAUGUGUAGAGAUCGUUUUUGUUCCUGUUUUUUGGCUUUAACACGUGUUUAAGCAGACCCCCAUGGUGGUGAUGGGGGGGGGGGGGGGGGGGGACUUGAGCUGUCUCCAAACCGAAUCCCACCCCAUCGCCCUCCCCCCUCACUUUUAUGUAUUGACAAUAAAAUGGCGUGGAAUGUUGCUAAGUGAGUGGCAAACGUUUCACUUUUCUUUUAUUUUCCUUCCUGCCUUCUUCAGUUUUCAAAAGUUUUUAACCACUGUGCUGAUUAUAGUUUACGCAAUACAUGGCAAUACUACUGUGUUGAGGCUUUCUAGGAAAGUUUGACAGUAUUUUUGUACAAUUUUUUAGAAGAAAAUGUUAAUUUAUUAUAUUUUAAUUUGCAAAACAUAAAUAAAAGCUAUAAACUGUA